GACUACAUGCCAAAUGGGAAUCUAAAUAAGUGGUUGCAUUCAGACGUAGCUGAUGAACAACCAAGUCUAAGCCUUCUGCAGAGAUUAAGCAUUGCCAUAGAUGUUGGGAAUGGGCUGGAUCAUCUUCAUCACCAUUGCCAAAAGCCAAUUGUUCAUUGCGAUCUAAAGCCAAGCAAUAUUCUUCUUGAUAAUGAUAUGGUUGCUCAUGUUGGAGAUUUUGGGCUGGCAAAGUUUCUUCCUCACCUCAUGAAUCCAACUCAAAGUAGCUCAAUUGGAGUUAGAGGAACAAUUGGUUACGCAGCUCCAGAGUAUGGAUUAGGAAGUGAGGUAUCCAUGAAUGGAGAUGUUUAUAGUUAUGGAAUCCUAUUAUUAGAGAUGGCGACAGGAAAAGAACCCACUGACGAUAUUUUUGUAGAAGGUUUUAACCUUCACAACUUUGCUAGGAUGGCAUUGCCCAACCGAGUGCUGGAGAUUGUAGACCCAAUUCUUUUACAAGAAGAUGAAGGAGGAAAUAACAAUGAAGGUCCAACACAAGCAAGAAAUGACUGCAAAGUCGAAUGCUUGAUUUGCAUGAUCAAGGUCGGGUAGCAUGCUUCAUGCAGUCUCCUCGAGAUAGAAUGGACAUAAGCGAUGCAAUCAAAGAGUUACAUUCAAUUAGAAACAAUUUUAUGCAAGCUAAAAUGGGGCCAUCUUUGUAUCAAAGAGCUGCAUGAAAUUCAAUGUCUCCUUAAAGGUGACUGCAGUUUCACCUAUAUUAAUAGGAAGUGGAAGGGAAAUUUUGUGGCAUCCAAUUAUAAGUGCAAUGGUCGUUGUGUUUUAUGUUCGGGCAUGAACAAGGAAUACUUAGAUGGUUUGUAUGUU
Hevea brasiliensis (rubber tree) is the source of this 861-nucleotide messenger RNA. Its product is annotated as probable LRR receptor-like serine/threonine-protein kinase At3g47570. The transcript is spliced from 3 exons. The coding region runs from base 7 to 588 and encodes 193 amino acids. Gene Ontology annotation, molecular function: protein kinase activity; ATP binding. Lineage: Eukaryota; Viridiplantae; Streptophyta; Magnoliopsida; Malpighiales; Euphorbiaceae. The record is from RefSeq and is a predicted model, not a curated record. Gene Ontology annotation, biological process: protein phosphorylation.